Messenger RNA from Schistosoma haematobium, 4051 nucleotides. RefSeq lists its product as uncharacterized. Gene Ontology annotation, cellular component: ciliary transition zone; ciliary membrane. Bases 14 to 790 code for a protein of 258 amino acids. Gene Ontology annotation, biological process: regulation of protein localization; cilium assembly. The transcript has 6 exons. NCBI's taxonomy places the organism in Eukaryota, Metazoa, Platyhelminthes, Trematoda, Strigeidida, Schistosomatidae. The record is from RefSeq and is a predicted model, not a curated record.
GCUAUGAUUACUGAUGGCGCUUCUUGAAAUAUAUCGUUGUCCAGUGUUGAGAGAAAUACACUUUCCGUUUUUUCACAUUGGGACAGCAUUCCAGCUAAUCAUAACUAUAACUUCUCUUAUAGUUCCUUUCUUUAUAUGCUAUCGUUCAGGUGGAUUUUGGUUACGGGAUUCAAUUUAUAUUGAACAACCACAAAUACGUUUUUUAAAACAAGUCUAUAUUGAAUUGAAAGGAUCACAUCAAACCAUUUAUGCAUGGAGUACCUACACAGAUUUAAAUAAUCAACUCUCUUCUAAUCUUAUUAUUCCAUAUAUGUCUAUUCAACAAUUAGAUGAUGAUUAUAAUGGAAUAUAUGAUAAAUUAAAAUUGAAAUUUCAAAUUCCAAUUGAAGAUAAAAUAAACAGUUUAUAUAUAUUAUUACUAUUCAGUUAUCAAUUGAAUGAACGUGUAAAUUUUAUAAUGCAAACUCCAUUAAUGAUUCAAUUUGAUACACCAAAUGUAUUGGGAUUUUGUAAAUAUUCCAUGUAUGGACAAUUAUCACUGUAUCAAAGAGAACCUUUACUAGAAGGUUAUAUGAAUACAGUUUAUAAUAAUUCAAUUAUCAAUAAUGAACAGCAUAAUCUCAAAGAUAUUCAAUUGGAAACAGUUCAAAAGUUUUUGAAUAAACGACAUAUAACAUUAAAAAUUGAUCCAAAAUAUGAAACUUGGACAGCCGGUUCUGCAAAUUUACUAAAUCCAUUAGUACUAAAUUUAACCUUGUUAUAUAAACCAAACAAAGUAUGUAAUUGCUAGAUUUGAAGCUAUCACGAGUUCACUUAAUCUGCGAACUAGAAACAAGACUCGGUGACCAAAGAUCAGUAAGCUAAAUAUUGAUGCCGCACAGCCCCGCUAACUAGAAAGAGAAGUCCAAGCUUGGAAUGGGAAGGUAUAUUCUGCAAACAGUCAGAAACGAGCGAUAACAACAAACACAAUUCAAAACGUAUAUAUAUACAGUACAAAACCUUCCUUGGGGAGAAUUACCAAAUAGCAUACUAAAAGACGCAACGGACCAAUAACAAUUAAGAUAUUUCUCAAGUGGGAAAUACGACGUGAAGGUGACAAGAGCGCUUUUGGCGCGAAAACAAAAAAAUUGAAAUUUUCUAAAUAACAUUACAAAAUUAGGUCCUUUCCCAAGUGAGUUCUGGGGAUCUAACGUCCCCAACAGUUAUACUUGUCGAUGUGGAUUCCGGAGAGUCCCAAAAAGGAGCACCUAUCAAGAUUAGAAAUAAAUCUUCCUGGAGAAUCCCAUCAAUCAUCUAACAUCUCUUAGUCUUUUCUGUUUUUUUAUAUGUGCAACUGAUUUCAGUAGUAUUAGUCCAUUUUAUAGGUGAAUACUAUUCAAGAUUUUGUAAGCAGCCUUAUUUAUGAAUCUAUAAUCACGAUCUAAUUAAGCGUAAAAGCCUCGAAACUAAAUGGUAAGACUUAUCUUAAACUGAGUUAAAAAUUUUGAACAAUGAAGUGUCUGAGUUUGUUCUCGAGAGUGCGCAUCCACGAUUUCGCUCGCGCGAUUCGAACCCAGGGCCUUCGUUCUCGCUCGCGAACGCUUAACCAACUGGACCACUCGGCCAGUGCGCAUCCACGAUCUCGCUCGCGCGAUUCGAACCCAGGGCCUUCGUUCUCGCUCGCGAACGCUUAACCAACUGGACCAUGAGUGUCUUCGCCAGCAGUGUCUCAGUUUAAUUACCCUAUCGAAGACAUACUCAAACAACAGUUAAUGAUAAUAAACGAAGUAGUAAGUUUAGAAAGUAGCUAAUUGGUUCAAUAUAGAUAAAGCUUCAAAGAGUACAGUCAUUAAAGAACAUCAGAUGAAGGAGAAAGUGAUACUAUUACAAAUGGAAAGACGAAUAAAAACAAGUUGAUACUGCAUAGCCCAUUAAAGUGGUUGAGUAAUAACAUAACUACUGAUUAUUAAUAAGUAGCAUAAAUGGGUACCUCAAAAACUUAAGGAUUAAAUCAGUCUUCUAAGAAUGGAUGAAGUUUUUCGAUUGAUUGAAAAUCUCUCCAACUAAUAUCUUACAAAUAUUCAUUUCAUCUAAUAAUAAUUGUCGAAACGGACAUAUUGCAUUAGUGUUCCUGCAAUUCUGACCUAUUCUAUUCGUUAGUGAAUCUAGUAUUUCUUUGAAAGCUAUACAGAUCUCAAAAAUGAUGUUAAGAGUGAGAGAGGGGGUGGAGUUACACAAUUGUCAAUCUCCUGUGUUGAUAAAAACAUAGAACAUAUGUAGUCCUUUUUGGCUUAUAAUCAUUAAUUCACUGUUUAAAUGAUUGUUAACGAAGUGACUUUAAAAAGAACCAUCCAUCACAUGAUUCAAGCAGAACUUUUAUGACGAACUGUUAGAAUGUUAAAGUAUAAAGGUAUUGAAGAAAUUGACCUCCUAGAACUUCAGUUAGUUUAUCUGUUGAACGUAGCUGCUUUCAAUUCCUACAAAAGAACCUAUGAAGUGUUAAUCACAAAUUGGUCAAAUAGUAAGUACGCGCUACAAGCUAAUUUCUGGCUUCCUUUCCUCAAGAACGAAGCAUAAAAUGUUAAUCGAAUAUAAGGCUUAAAUAUGUAUAACUUACUUACGCCUGUUAACCCAAUGCAGCAUAGGCCGCUGACCAGCAUUCUCCAACCCACUCUGUCCUGGGCCUUCUUUUCUAGUUCCGUCCAAUUCUUGUUCAUUUUUCUCAUGUCUAUCUCCAUUUCUCGGCGUAAUGUGUUCUUUGGUCUUCCUUUUUUCCUUUGACCUUCAGGAUUCCAUGUGAGGGCUUGUUUUGUGACGCAGUUGGGUGCUUUCCUCAAUGUGUGUCCUAUCCACUUCCAGCGCUUCUUCCUGAUUUCUUCCUCCACUGGGAUCUGGUUUGUUCUCUCCCACAGUACGUUGUUGCUAAUAGUGUCCGGCCAACGGAUCUGAAGUAUUUUGCGUAGACAAUUGUUAAUAAACACCUGUAUUUUCUGGAUGAUGGCUUUCGUAGUUCUCCAGGUUUCUGCCCCAUACAGUAGAAGUGUCUUGACAUUUGUAUUGAAAAUCCUGACCUUGAUGUUGGUUGACAGUUGCCUUUGAGUUCCAGAUGUUCUUCAGUUGUACACAUAUUUCUCGAUCCAUGUUAGUCAAUAAAGCUUUCAUCUCAUUCAAUCAACCUGUUAGACUUGUAUAUCAAAAGCAUGUGUAUCAGUAUCAACAUUGAAUAUAAGAAAGUACAACAGUUUCAUCUAAGAAUCUCCAAAAUAAAAUGUUGUUUUAUUUUUCUACCAGGAUAUAGCUUAUAUAUUCAAUUUGAUUUCAAUCAUCAAUGAAAUGAUUUUCCUUAACCUAGUUACUUCUUUCCAUCCCUUCCCCCCCUCUUUAUUUCUUUGAAUAAGGUCCCAUCCAAAUCUAUUUCAUAUGUUAUGGUGGGGAUGGAUACAAUAUUUUCCUAUUUUAUUAUUUAGUCUUUUUAUUGGUGAUCGAAUAAAAGCAUUUGUUUAUGGACAUCAUUUAAUUCAUGGAUUUAUUAUGAAAUAUGAUAAGAUUUUAUAUAAACAAUAACUGUGUUACCCACUCACCCCCCUCUCUCUCUCUUGUUACUAUGCCAAAUUGAAAUCAUAACAGUCAAGAAUGGAAGUAGUAUUGUUUUUUCUUUGCAAAAUCAUUUGUACUAUAUAUUGUUUAAAUAGUUAAAUCUUUGUAAUUAUAUGUGAAUUGUUUUAUUCACCGUCUUUUUCACUUCAUUAAAAGUGGUUAAAACGAUCUCUUACUAAGUGAUCGGUAUCAACAGAAAAGUCAUUGAGAAAGAGGAAGUCAUAAGUUUAUGGAUGAUCGAUGGCGUCAUUUAUCUAGCCGUUGCUCCUAAAUAGCCUGUUACGGCUGAAGGUGUAAAGACUUAGCUCUCCGUCUCGAAAUGCUCUUAUAUGGCCACGCGUAUACAACUACUUUCAGGGAAGUUCUACUUAUUACCUCCUUGUGGUGAGAGUGUUGUUUACCAAAUUAAAAAGAUGGAAAGCGAAUUCUAGCGCUUUAACCAGGUUGAUGGAUAUGGAGAAUCCGCGUAGGGGAG